Messenger RNA from Protopolystoma xenopodis, 1083 nucleotides. The record is from the annotation of a GenBank genome assembly. NCBI's taxonomy places the organism in Eukaryota, Metazoa, Platyhelminthes, Monogenea, Polystomatidea, Polystomatidae.
GGCACUGCUGGCCCUGACGAUUCAGCUGUUGUGCGUCAUUCACGGACUACAGAAGAGCAACUAGUCGGUGUGGCUGCAGCUGCUGCGGCUGCUAUGACUGCAACUCAUUUGCAAGGGCAACAGCAACACCGUCAACAAGGCAUCCAAGAUCAUCAAUCUCACAACAUUACUCCCAUUCAGCAGCACCAUCAACAUCAUUCUUUACAGCAGCAUUUGCAUCAGGCCCAAGCGCAACAGACGGUAACUUCGCCUUCUUCCGCUGCGUACAGUGCUACUCUUCUUGGACAACAUCAAUCACAACAACAUCGUGAAGUCCAGCAGACACAACAAACCACUGCUGCUUCCGCUCUUUCUCCAUCCAGUCUUUUUCAUCAACAGCACAGGUCACCAACGCAUACCCAGCAGCAGCAACCUCAGCCACAAUCACAAGUUACAGCUCUUCAAGCCCAUCACCAGCAGCAACAGCUUUCCGGUCAACAGGCUUUCGCCUCUGCUACGCAGUCACAUCUGCAGCAGCAAGCCCAGCUUCAGCCGGCUCAGCACCAGGCUAGCUUUGUCUAUGCUCAGCAAACGCAGCAGCAGCAACAGCAAUUCGCUCAGCAACAGCAGGCUCAACAACAGCUUGCCGUUCGCCAACAAUCACCCUCAGCACACCAGCGGCACGUGGAUGCCGUAUUUUUGCAACAACAACAACAGGCAGCACAACAGCAAGUCACUCAAAAUCAACAUCAGCAGCAGCUGCAGGCUGGCCAACAAAUUCAAACUCAACACGCAGCAGCUGUGUGCGCCAAUUGUGGCAGAAUACCGGGCUCAGGCUGUCUUUGUUCGGCUGCAGCUGUGACUGCGUUGACAGCAGCAGCAGCAGCCGCCCAGCUAACUAAGGCUGCUGCGGCUGCAGCUACAGCUACCACUACACCAGCGGCAGCAGCAGCUUCUAUGCUCGGGCACUAUCUUGGAGUAACUGGUGGUGAGGCCGCUCAUUUGCACCAGGCAGCGGCUGUUGCCGCAGCGGCUGCCAGCGCCGGAGGCGUUAAUACACCCGCCACGGCCACUUCGUCAUCCACAACGGCCGCUAAUGUCUAA